AUGGCAAAUGGGUUCAGUGUGACCAAGUACAAGUCCCAACGGCAGCUCCAGUUCCCCGGCCUGGGGGAGAACGCGCGUGGCGGCGCACUCUGCACAUGCUCCGGAGCGCCUCCGCCCGGCGGCGUGGAGGGUGGGGAAAGCGAGACAGCCUCGCGACCCCGGACGAAACUUCCCCGAGGUCCGCCGCGCGACCCCACGAGCGGGGGGGGGGUGCUGCUGGCUCAUGCAGUAGUACGACUCGUAGAGCCGGUCGCGGCGGCCCCGGCGGCCCCCCUGCGCCUCCCGCCGCCUCCGCCGGCACAGGCACAGGGGGCCCCGCUCGGCCUCCGCCUUGGCCCCCUCCUCGCCCUCGGCGCCGCGCUCCAGGAAGUAGCGGUGCCGCCGCAUGGCUGCCUGCCCGGCGGGCGAGGGACUCCUCAGCGAGACCCUCCGGCCCCGCCGACGCCGCCGGACGCCCCGAGCAGCAGCAGCAGCAGCCCCGGCAUGGCGGGCAGUGCGCGACUGGAGGAGGAGGAGGAGGAGGAGGCGGGCGGGCAGCGGCGACCUGCGAGGGACGCGCCAAGCACCUCCCCGCGAGGACGCGCCGCGCCCACCGCCCCGCAGGAGCAGGCUAGGCAGGCGGGCGGAGGAGGACCCGGCAGCAGCGCCCUCUCCGUCGAGCCUGCCCGCUGCGCGCCUCUCCAAGUUCCCUCCCGGCGCUGCGCAGCGAGGCUCCCUUGGCGCGCGGUCCCCCAAGCCGGAGGGGAUUCGGAGGCUCCCGGGGAGCGCCCCGACGAGUGA
Molecule: messenger RNA, 780 nt
Organism: Gekko japonicus
Lineage: Eukaryota; Metazoa; Chordata; Lepidosauria; Squamata; Gekkonidae
Product: dual specificity protein phosphatase 8-like
Exons: 2
Coding region: 1-780 (259 amino acids)
Source: RefSeq, a predicted model, not a curated record